UGAAAGGUUACAGUAUCCGCAAUUUAGCGAGGCUUGCGCGCGCUUGGUGGAAGCGUUCUUGACGAGUGUUCUUCCAAGAUUUAUAAACUAGAAUCUUAAACCAAAAACGCCAUGGAUGACGAACAAGAGACCUAUAAGUUGUGGAGGAUCCGCAAGACGAUCAUGCAGCUCUGUCACGACCGCGGCUACCUGGUGACGCAAGACGAGCUGGACCAGAGACUGGAGCAGUUCAAGGACCAGUUCGGAGACAAGCCCAGCGAGGGGAAACCGGCGCGGAAGGACCUGGUGGUCCUGGUGGCGCACAACGACGACCCGACCGACCAGAUGUUCGUGUUCUUCGCGGACGAGCCGAAGAUCGGCAUCAAGACGAUCAAGAUGUACUGCCAGCGGAUGCAGGAGGAGAACAUCUCCAGGGCCAUCAUCGUGGUACAGAUGGGCAUGACGCCUUCCGCUAAACAGGCCCUAGUAGACAUGGCCCCCAAGUACAUCCUGGAACAGUUUCUGGAGUCGGAACUCCUCAUCAACAUCACAGAACACCAGCUGGUGCCGGAACACGUGGUCAUGACGCCCGAGGAGAAGGCGGAACUCUUGGCGCGGUACAGACUGAAGGAACACCAGCUGCCGCGCAUCCAGGCGGGCGAUCCCGUGGCGCGGUAUUUCGGACUGAAGCGCGGGCAGGUGGUGAAGAUUAUACGUCCCAGCGAGACGGCGGGGAGAUAUAUCUCCUAUAGACUGUGCCUGUGAAGUCUGUGUGCCACUUUGCAUCUUGUCAUUUUAUAGUCAGGACUCUGGAGAUAUUACUAAAUGCUAAUCGUAGUGAUAGUGUGUAGUAAUUAAGAGGUGAUAUUUGUGAUACAUUGCAUUGUAUGUAUAGCUAAGCCUAACAUACAUUUUGGUGUCAAUUUUUUUUCUUAUGGCAGUGUCAGUCAUGCUCAUCUAGAUGUUUUUUGGCGAUGCCUCCGGGGUGAGCCUAAUAGUAUAAUUUGUAGUCAGUCUGCAGAAGUUCUAGCUACUUUACAAAUAUGUCUGCUACUUUCCACAAAUUCGAACAUCUGUCUGUGUCCCUGGAAGUAUGUUGUUCCCAACAUGCAGGACUAAGGGGCAUCUGUUUAUCCAAAAAGUAAGGGAGACUGCUUUGUUAGGUGUUAACCCAAAAAACAAUAUCAGACACAACAACAUUUGGUUAGCAGUACACUUUUGCUCUUCAAACAAAAGAAUCAUUUCAGUUUGGCAACAUGUAUAUAGAAGAAAAAACUGCAAUACUAUGUAAAAAUUUUUGUCUUACAUAAAACAACACGUACAAUAACAUUCAAAUGUUGCCAUGGCAAUAGUUUGUAUUGCCUCUCAUAUUGUUAUUACUGGACAAGGCAGCUGUAUGAUCAUAUUCAGAUUGUACACCGAAAAAAUGAAAAAAAAACACUUAAUUUCCCUUUGACUGUUAGUAGUCUGUUACCCAUUUCUACAACAGUGUUCAAUAGUAUCUGACAAGGAGUCCACAAUUCUGUACAAUACAUUACAUACUUGUUCAUAUCGACAACAUUACUUAAAGAAGUCUUCUCUUUACAAACAAAACAUGUCUAUGGCUAUACCCAAGGCCUUUUUUUUAGAGGAAAUUACCUUUAUUUGUACUUGUAUACGACAAAACUACAAGAUCAUCACCCAUCAGAUUGCAAGGUAGUGAUUACCAUAAUCUUACACCAGGCAUAA
Molecule: messenger RNA, 1707 nt
Organism: Branchiostoma belcheri (Belcher's lancelet)
Lineage: Eukaryota; Metazoa; Chordata; Leptocardii; Amphioxiformes; Branchiostomatidae
Product: DNA-directed RNA polymerases I, II, and III subunit RPABC1
Exons: 2
Coding region: 112-744 (210 amino acids)
Biological process (GO): DNA-templated transcription
Cellular component (GO): RNA polymerase III complex; RNA polymerase II, core complex; RNA polymerase I complex
Molecular function (GO): DNA binding; DNA-directed RNA polymerase activity
Source: RefSeq, a predicted model, not a curated record